UAUUAUUGAUAUUAUAUUCCAUGUGGGAGUGUUACGUUUUCUCUAGCAAAAGUAAAGCUUGUGAUAAGUACUUUGUCAAACUGCGAAUAGAAAUCUGAUAGUAAAUUAAGUUUGAAGUGAAUCGGAUGUGAUUGACAAGAGCAAACUUAUUCAGAAUGGAGGAGGGCCGGAUGAGUGUUGACUCGGAUGAAGGUGAAAUGAUAAUCAACGAGGUGGAUGGCUUGCCGAACAUGCAUCCCAACUACAGUGACCUGAACCUCACCCGGCAGCAACCCCACACUGACACAGGCACACGCACUAUUGACGAAUUGAUACACGACGAAGAUCUGCCCACUUCGAUUAUAGUUACAAAUUUAGAUGGCACACUGUUCAAAAAUGAUGAGCUUAAGAAACAAAUUGAAACGCUAUUCAAACAGUACGGUGAACCGGCCUCAUUCCAAUACUUCCGCAGUUUCAAGCGGAUGCGAGUGAACUACAACUGUCCGGCAGCCGCCGCAAAGGCCAGAAUCCACCUGCACCAGACUCAAUUUCUCGGCACCAUUAUCAACUGCUAUUUCGCUCAGCCAGUGACUCCGAUAGAUGCGGCCGACCAGCACUUGCAGCCGCCGGCGCUGACAAAGCAGUUCCUGAUCUCGCCACCGGCGUCGCCACCUGUCGGCUGGGAGUCGCACUCCGAGGCCGAACCACUCGUCAACUACGAUCUACUAGCUGCCAUUGCCAACCUCACGCCAGGAGAAGCACACGAACUUCACGCAGCGUCGGGCAGUCAGCCAGGCAUAGUGGUGCACGUGUGUGAGGAGGGCAGUCUAGGCCCAACUGCCACCAGUCAGGCUCCCAUCGCAUCGAAAGGCCGCAUCAUCCAGACACGCUGUCCCGAUCACAAUUAACACAGACUAAUCACAGACAAGUUGUAUUAUUUUUGUUAAAUAUAUUAUAUACCUAGAUGUUAGAUGUAAAUUUGUUAUUUAAUUUUAAAUGAAGUAUUAGUGUAUAUUAUUGUCAUUGUUAGGUCAAAAACAACGGAUGAAUGUCACACUGUAAUAUAUAUUUUAUAAUUGCGUCCAUCCUAGAUCGGUAUACCAUAUCAUUAUUAUUAAAUCAUCUGUUGUUUUCUGUAAGUGAUAAAGUUGAUGAAUAUUCUCAUCAGCUACAUAUUUUCGUAACAAAAUCAAAAUAUAACAUUUUCAAAUAUUGAUAUUUGAUUGGAAUAAAGAUAAGAUGACGUUGAAGAUGGUAAAAGAAUAUAAUGUAACUUUGUCUUUUGUAUUGUUCUUGCUUGAAAGGAUCGGAAAUUGUAAUUUUUUGACAUACUAUAUUCAAUUUUAAAUGGCCUUUUUUCAAUUAUCAUCUCAAUCCCCUUUUUUGGGAUAGACCUUUGAUUGGGCAUUAACUUUGACUGUCACUGUUUCUCUUCAACUUUUGACUGUUUUUCGCUUCACUUGUUAACAUAUUUAAUGCUUUGAAUGACCAAAUUAGUUUUUAAUAUUAAUUUGAUCGUUGAAUCCUUUGCACAUACUGUAGUACAUUUCUAAAUAUUUUGAAAGUUCAGUGAUCAGUCGUUGCUAGUUGCAUGUAGGGUAAGGUCAGGGGUAAGAACUAUUCUCGAGGCUUCUACUUGAAGUCCCAGUGAUUACAAGUAGCAAUAGUUAUCUGUUCAGAUUAAACAGAGAUAGAACAACUGAGAUAGUGGCUGGAUGGAAAGAGAAUUUGAAUUAUUCAAUUCUGUAUUUAUGUCAAUGUUCUCGAUUCUAAUGUCUAGAGUUCUUGAAAAUCGUGCAUGGUUAUUUAGUUUCCAGCUUAACAAAAUCAGUAUUUGUGUUUGGAGAAACAUCUUGCUAGUAUUAUGAACGCUCGAUCUAAUAAGCUGUAUUUCUGUAGUCCAACUUGUUUUCCUAGUUUUAUUUUACUAUAAUUUCUAUGAAAAUUCCAAUUUAAAAAUUGAACUUGAUUUAUUACAGUAUAAUAUUCUCUCAUCAUACUUUUAUGAUCACAAGGUCAAAUUAUUAAAAACGUUUUAAAUCAAUGAUAUAUUUGAAGAAAAUAUUUCGAUUGUAAUUUUUGUUUUCACUAUUUUUAUUACGGUACCUAUCAAUUAACUGUAGUUGAAAACAUUUCAGUUACGAUUUUCAUAAAUAUUUCAUUUGUUUUCUAUCAACUCGCAGCUUUAUUUCGUAUCUCUCGUGUUCGAUUUCAUUAAAUCAAUGGCUCGAAACUCACCUAAAUCUUGACCCAGUUCCUCCCAGAUAUGAUUCCCAUAUUUCCAACUAAUUACAAAAACUCAAUCAGAAGAAAUACCACAACUAGAAUAGUCAAUGUAACUUUGGACGUUGAUGAAAGUUUGACCUGUGUUAUGCUUAGAAUUAUUGUAAAGAUAUUGCUUUGAAAUUUUGCACUUCUAUGUAGAAAAUGGCGGGGAAUCUGAAAAUGCCAUCUCCCGAAAAGGGCGUAUACCUUUAUACGCCCUUCUUACAUAGACGUCCUCAAUUAUCGGUUUUAAUUUGAGACUGUGAUUGACGAAUUAAAACACAAUCAUUUUUAUAAAAUGUAUCGAAAUUGAGUUAGUGAUUAUUUGUUUAAUUUCCAAUAAAGUAUUCAAUAAAAAUAUUUGCUCAAGUCAUCAACUUUAAUUAUCACUGCUUUAAAACUUAUUCUUUUACUAGCUUUAAAAAUAAAAUUGAUUUUAUUACGUUUUAAUAAUUCAAUUUUGUUGUUAAAAAUAUAGCCUACUUAUGCUUAAGUUCAAGCUAAUUUUAUGGAUCUAAAUAAAUUACUCGUUUUUCUGAAAUUCCUAAAAAAUUAAAUGAUUUUUCUAAAAAAUUACGAUUGUUAGAGAAAUUCUAAUGUAGCAUAAUUUCCAAGUUUUGCAAUCGUUUUAGAAAGAAGCAUAUUAAUGAUGUGUUUUUGAAAUUCUAUAUGAUAUGAGUCAAAUAAUGUUGAUAAAAUAAGAAGUUUAUUGUCAUAAAAUCUUAUAGUAUGUACUGUAACUUGUAUUAUAACUACUAUACCGUAAUACUGAACACCAUAAAAUGUAUGAAUUUGUAGUAAACAAAUUGAAUCCAUAAAUUUUAUAAAUACCGUAUCUACUUAGUUUGAAAUUAAUUGAGGUGUAAAAUUGCUUUGAGUUUCUUCGCAGAAAUUGCGUAUCGAUAAUUAAAAUUAAUAUUUAAUUCGAUGAUUUGUUCUGUACAACAUAACAAUUUGUGUAAGUUUAUUAUGCUUUUAAAAUAUGCCUCUUACGUCUUAUUUUUAUAUAGAGCAACUAUUGAGAGAUGGUAGAAAGAGAGUCAAUUAUAUAAUUAUUUCAGAACUUACCUUGAGAUAUAAGGUUACAUUUUAUUCAGUUAGCCCAAAUCAUACUCAAAUGUGAAUAUUUUAAAAUAAUUAUAAUUGAUUGAGUUCUUUAUCAUAAUCACUUGAUGGGAUCUGUCAUGUUAUCAGCAUAAAAUCACUUCAACUCUGCAUAAAAAGUAUUAGUCCUACAAAUAUAAAUAUAUCCCUGGAUUUUUAUUUAUCAAUCCCAAAAAGUUUUCAAUAUUUAAAUAACGUUUUCAUAAACUUGUGUUCAAUUUAUACAACUGAUUUCAGCCAUCCAUAUUAUUAUGGAUUAUCUAGUUACAGUUCCUUUGAUAAAUUAGUCUGUGAUGUUUAUUAUUUAAUUGUAAAUAGAUGGAAUCAAAUGAACUAACUAUGAUAUUAAUGAUGUUUUUUAUUUGUGUUGAUAACCUAUAACUUCAAUUAGAAAUUAAUUUCAAAACGAAGAAUAUAAUCAAAUAAUAGGUAAUUGAUCAAAAACCCAUGAAACGUAAUUUAGAGCUACUUGAAAAAGUCAAACUGUCCUAUUUUUGAGUUCACUCAAUAUAGAUUUGUAAAAUCUAAUUUCGAGAAAAAUAGUUUUAAAAUGAACGAAAUUAUAAUUUUAGAACAUAGCCUACUGUAGGGCUUAAGUAAGAACUUGCUGAAUAGUUAUUUAAUUGAGAUUAAGUUAUAUGAUUCAAACACAGUUGCUAAGAUACUUUUUAAUAUAAAGAUUGAUAUAGAACAACAGCUUUUACAAAAAGAUUUGCUAUAAGAAUAGAUUACUCUAAAGGAAACGCAUAAUAGUUCUUAGAUCAGCAAUUAGUAAAGUUUAGGUGUUCAAGAGAGUUGACGCUGAGCUUUUACUGUAAAUAAAAUCGGCCUACAGAGUUUUCAUAUUGAAUUUAAAAUGAUUUAAUUAAGUGAAGAAAUGGCUUAUCAGGCUAUUUAUUAAAAUGUAUAGAAUUAAUUUAGUACAAAUUGAUUGCAAUGGUAUUUUAAAUCACUAUUUUUAAUUAGUUUUAUUUAAAAUCUGUCCGUUGUGUACCAAUUUCAUCAUGUUUAAAAAUAACUCGAAAUAGAUUUUUCUUCUUAUUGAAAUUACUUAUUCAUAAUAUACAAGUUAUUAGCCUAAAAUAAUUUCAUACAAAUGGGCAUUAGUUAUCAUUUGAAUAUUUAAUGACUUUUCACUGUGAUUUAUCACUAUUUUAUUGUUAUACUUAUCUAUCUAUCUACAUUUCACUGUAGCUGAAGAUUUGAGUUUUUGAAGUGAUGAGUAUGUGUUUAUGAGUAUUUCCAACAAUUUAACUGUCAAUCAAAACUUAUACGAAUUAUUGAUUUUUCCUAUAUCUUAAUGUUACAAGUGUAAUCUUCUUCUACACAUAACAAAUAUAAAUUGUGAUUUACACUGA
Messenger RNA from Nilaparvata lugens (brown planthopper), 4706 nucleotides. RefSeq names its product protein sarah (gene sra). The coding region runs from base 156 to 887 and encodes 243 amino acids. Gene Ontology annotation, molecular function: nucleic acid binding; calcium-dependent protein serine/threonine phosphatase regulator activity. Gene Ontology annotation, cellular component: cytoplasm; nucleus. The record is from RefSeq and is a predicted model, not a curated record. Gene Ontology annotation, biological process: calcium-mediated signaling. The transcript is spliced from 5 exons. Lineage: Eukaryota; Metazoa; Arthropoda; Insecta; Hemiptera; Delphacidae.